Molecule: messenger RNA, 2591 nt
Organism: Nothobranchius furzeri (turquoise killifish)
Lineage: Eukaryota; Metazoa; Chordata; Actinopteri; Cyprinodontiformes; Nothobranchiidae
Product: spindlin-1
Biological process (GO): gamete generation
Source: RefSeq, a predicted model, not a curated record
CUAGGACUGUAAACACUCAUUAAUUAGCCGUGUUUGCUAGCUGCUGUCACGGAGACCGGGCUCGCGGCUGUGGCUGGCUGAACGCCUCCGCUUUACCUUCAGUAACAUCUGCAUUGACAAAGAACAGACGGAUCAGUGUUAAUAACCCAAAGCGUGUAGCGGUGUUUCUAUUUCGGGGAAAGUAAGCCACUGAACGAGUUGUAUAAUGAUGAAUCUCACACGCUCGAUUUUUUGUUUUGUUUUUUAUUUUGUGUGUGUAAUUUAACAAGUCAGGUACAAAUGUCGCCAUUUCAGCUCGUCAGAGACCGGUUUAGAUGACAAAUGCCCCAGCCAGGUUACCCAGUGGUCACUGAAUUUCUAAAGGCAUGUCCAAGAAAAGGGGCAGAAAGCGCAGCAGUGGGGAACUGAGUGACACCCUGACACCAGAUCCCAGCUGCAUUGUGGGAGUUCGCAUUCAGCAUAACUGGCGAGAGAGGGGGAACCAAAGCAAAUGGAAAGGGACAGUACUUGACAGGCUGAGCGUGAACCCCUCCCUCUUCAUGGUGAAGUACGACGGCUUCGACUGCGUCUACGGCAUCGAGUUGUUCAAGGACGAGAGGGUGUCCAACCUGCAAGUCUUGUCAGAAAAAAUCUUAAACAACAAAAUACAGAUUCCCCCAGGAGCUGAGGAGCUGGUGGGAAAAGCAGUAGAGCAUCUGUUUGAAAAGGAGGAUGGAGAGAAGAAUGAGUGGAGAGGAAUGGUCCUGUCCAGAGCUCCAAUUAUGACCAACUGGUAUUACAUCACUUAUGAAAAGGACCCUGUUCUUUAUAUGUACCAGCUGUGGGAUGACUACGCUGAUGGGGAUCUCAGGAUUUUGCCUGAAGCAGAGAACAAGCACCUGUUGCCUGCAGACAGGAAGCCUGGAGAAGAGACCGAGAGCCUGGUGGGGAAACAAGUGGAGUAUGUUACCGACAAGGGUGUGAAGAGAACCGGUCUGGUCAUCUACCAGGUCCCAGCGAAGCCCUCGGUUUACUAUAUCAAAUACGACGAUGACUUUCAUAUUCAUGUCUAUGACCUGGUCAAGACCACCUAAACAUUGUGGACUCUUUUUGUCCACCACCCGCUGCUGUUCCGUUGGUUUAAUUCUGUUACUCAGAGCCAUGGCAGGGUUGAAUAGUAGCUUUAUUGUUCAUGUCGGUGCCGUUUUUGUUUAAAUGCACAGUGGAACUGUAGCACUGCUCUGAUAUUCUCAUUGAAAUGGGUGAGCCUACUUGUUCUAAAACCUGUAACACUUUAUUGUUUCACAGCUAUUGAGUGGGUAGUCGUCGCAUCAGCGUUGUUUUCAUUGAUCAGUUUUUAAAGUUUCUCGUAACUAAAUCCAGUCCGCUACAGAAGCAGCACAGAAUGCCCUCUGAUGGCACCUUUCAUGGAAAUUCUUCAAAAAGUCAAUAAGCUAAAACACAAAGUGUUUGGAAUAAAAGCUUUAAUUUAUUGUUAGCACUAGAAAGGGUUUAAGAAAACAGCCUCACAAGAUCACUUUAAUCAGACCUCUUUAAAGUCAGAUGCCAACGAUCUGCAUCUUUGCACCACAUUUAGCACUACAACUUUACCUGGUUGGCCACAUAAUUUAGUAUAUGAAUCAAAAGUCGCUUUUCUUAAGGAGACUGUUAAGAAAAGUUUAAGUCUUUCUGAAUGUUAAAGUUAAUAGCACUAUUGUGCUUGCUAUUUAGUAACUAAUUUAGUAUUUGAAUACACACAAUUCAAAAAGUGCCUUUAGGCUUGUCAAUUUGGCAAUAUUGUAAAUACAAUUUCUCUUUAUUGCUGCAACUGAAGGCUGCCAUCUAGUUUUCAUUUAGGACAGUUCUGCAAGCAUCAGUUUUCAACAGCAGCAUGGUUCUCCCCUUUAUGUUGAACAUGUUCUUCAAAUGGAUCAUAAUGCCUGUGUAAUGUCACUGUCGAUGUUGUGGGCAGCACUUUAUUGUAUAAAGUUUACAUAGCUAGGUUGUUGUACAGUCUUAGUUUCCACUGGAUGUUCCAAAAGGACAAAAGUGGCAGAAAUAUGCUUUAAGUGAUGUGCAUGAAGGAAACAAAGACAGUGCUGCAAUACAUUCAGAUUAUAUUUAAUCUGUAAAAAUUUGUUUAAAUCCCAAUAAUGUUGCUUGUGACUAUUUUCAUUUAGAAAAAUUUCUCCCUAAAAUCUGAGUCUCUUGUGAACAAAUCAUUAAGACACCUAUAAUUAAGAACUAAAUGUAUUUUCACAAUCUGAUGAGCUAACAAAUUUGUAGUAAGUUGUCUUACAAAAAGCUCUUUUUCCAGUUUAUGCUAAAUGUGUGUUGACCUCACAAUCUUUUAAUUUAUUGCAUCUUUGAGAAAACAUUUUGUUUACGUUAUUUUAUCACCUUAACAGUGCCUGAAGGUUUUGAAAAUGUUUGAUGUGCUAGAAACGAUUCUGUACAUGCAUUCAAAACAAAGGUUAACACUGAGCGUCAUUGCUAGUUGUGCUUUUGUCAAAAAUACUUCAUGCUUCCAUUUUCGCUCCUUGUUCCAAAAUUGUAGCAGACUGACUGCCCAUGUCAUAAUAUUCUGUUGUAAUAAACAUUUUUGCACAUUA